UUUGUACUCUGUGUCUGUAGUCUGUACUCAUAAUUUACUUUUCGCGCCCGGCAUAGGCAUCCAGUUUGUGCUACACUAUAACAUUUUUUAGUUUUCUACUUUGUAUCGUAGUGUAAAUUUUAGAACAAUAAGAGUUGUUUAUGAAUCAAAAUAAACUUAUCCCGCAUUGUUGCGUGUAAUUUAUUUAUUGUACAAUGUCGCAACCAGAAGAACCGAUAGAUGCAGCAGAUGUGGGUGAUAAUUCCAAUGGUUCCUCAAGUGACACGCCGUCCUCUAGAGGAAAGGAAGGAGAUUUCGAAAGCAAAAUUGAAACUGAUCGUGCUAAAAGAUUCGACUUUUUGUUAAAACAGACUGAAAUAUUUUCUCACUUUAUGAGCAAUACCCCAAAAUCAGGCAAUAGCCCCCCAAAACCUAAAGCUGGUAGACCCAGAAAGAUUAAAGAACCUGAACCUGAGCCUGAGCCUACUGGGCCUGGAGACCAUCGUCAUCGGAAGACGGAACAAGAAGAAGAUGAAGAAUUGCUUGCCGAAACUAACACGAAACAGAAGACAAUAUUUCGUUUUGAAUCAUCCCCACCAUAUGUUAAAAAUGGUGAAAUGAGAGAUUAUCAAGUACGUGGGUUAAAUUGGAUGAUAUCCUUGUAUGAAAAUGGAAUAAAUGGUAUCUUAGCAGAUGAAAUGGGCUUAGGGAAAACAUUGCAAACUAUUUCUCUUUUAGGAUAUAUGAAAAACUUCAAAAAUGUUCCCGGACCACAUAUAGUUAUUGUGCCAAAAUCUACCCUUACUAACUGGAUGAAUGAGUUCAAAAAAUGGUGUCCUUCCAUCAAGGCAGUUUGUCUCAUUGGGGAUCAAGAAACUAGGAACAUAUUCAUAAGAGAAACCCUCAUGCCAGGCAAUUGGGAUGUGUGCAUUACAUCUUAUGAAAUGAUAAUAAGAGAAAAAUCUGUAUUUAAAAAAUUUAACUGGAGAUACAUGGUCAUAGAUGAAGCUCACCGUAUCAAAAAUGAAAAGUCCAAGUUGUCUGAAUUACUACGUGAAUUCAAAAGUAUGAAUAGACUGUUGUUGACAGGAACCCCUCUCCAGAACAAUCUUCACGAAUUAUGGGCCCUGCUUAAUUUCCUUUUGCCUGAUGUAUUCAAUAGUUCAGAUGAUUUUGAUGCCUGGUUCAACACUAAUGCUGCACUUGGUGAUAAUCAACUAGUGUCACGUUUGCAUGCAGUUUUAAGACCAUUUCUGUUGAGAAGACUUAAAGCAGAAGUGGAAAAAAAACUUAAACCAAAAAAAGAACUUAAGGUUUAUGUAGGUUUGAGUAAGAUGCAAAGAGAAUGGUACACUAAGGUUUUAAUGAAAGAUAUAGAUGUUGUUAAUGGAGCUGGUAAAGUGGAAAAAAUGAGAUUGCAAAACAUUCUCAUGCAGUUGCGUAAAUGUUGUAAUCACCCCUAUUUGUUUGAUGGGGCUGAACCUGGACCUCCCUAUACUACCGAUGAACAUUUAGUGUACAACUGUGGCAAAUUGGCUAUCCUUGACAAACUAUUGCCCAAAUUACAACAACAAGAUUCAAGAGUUCUUAUUUUCUCACAAAUGACAAGGAUGCUGGACAUUCUUGAAGAUUAUUGUCUUUGGAGACAAUACAAAUACUGUCGCUUAGAUGGUCAAACACCUCAUGAAGAUAGAAAUAGACAAAUAGAGGAGUAUAAUGCAGAGGGAAGUGAAAAGUUUGUAUUCAUGUUAUCCACACGGGCUGGUGGUCUCGGUAUUAAUUUGACUUCAGCUGAUGUUGUCAUAAUUUAUGACUCUGAUUGGAAUCCACAAAUGGACUUACAAGCUAUGGACAGAGCUCAUCGUAUUGGACAGAUGAAGCAAGUAAGAGUUUUCCGCCUCAUAACAGAAAACACAGUUGAGGAGAAAAUUGUUGAACGAGCUGAAGUAAAAUUACGAUUAGAUAAAUUGGUUAUUCAGUCGGGUCGUUUAGUAGACAUUAAAAACCAACUCAAUAAAGAUGAGAUGCUCAACAUGAUCCGGCAUGGUGCAAAUCAUGUGUUCUCUUCAAAAGAUUCUGAAAUUACAGAUGAAGAUAUUGAUUCAAUUCUAGCUAAAGGUGAAUCAAAAACCGAAGAACUCAAACAAAAAUUGGAGAGUCUUGGAGAGUCAUCAUUGAGAGCCUUUUCAAUGGAUACACCUGGUGCUACAACAGACUCCGUAUAUCAGUUUGAAGGUGAAGAUUACAGAGAAAAACAGAAGAUAAUACCUAUUGGUAGUUGGAUAGAACCUCCUAAGAGGGAACGUAAAGCUAAUUACGCCGUGGACGCGUACUUCAGAGAGGCACUUCGUGUCUCUGAACCAAAGGCGCCUAAGGUACAGGCUCCAAGACCCCCGAAGCAGCCAAUUGUUCAAGAUUUCCAAUUUUUCCCACCUCGACUAUUUGAGCUAUUGGAUCAAGAAAUAUAUCACUAUCGGAAAACACUGGGGUAUAAAGUACCGCGAAAUCCAGAAUUAGGGCCUGAUGCAGCUAAAAUACAAAGAGAAGAACAACGAAAAAUAGACGACGCCGAAUCUCUAACGGAAGAAGAAGUGCAAGAAAAAGAGCAAUUGUUAACUCAAGGAUUUACAAAUUGGACUAAGCGAGACUUUAAUCAGUUCAUUAAAGCCAAUGAAAAGUAUGGCAGAGAUGAUAUUGAAAAUAUUGCAAAAGAUGUUGAAGGCAAAACACCAGAGGAGGUUAUGGAGUACUCGGCUGUAUUUUGGGAAAGAUGUCAUGAACUUCAAGACAUAGACAGAAUAAUGGGACAAAUUGAGAGGGGUGAAGCUAAAAUACAGAGAAGAGCCUCAAUUAAAAAGGCUUUGGACGCUAAAAUGGCGCGUUAUAGAGCACCAUUCCACCAACUAAGAAUCUCUUAUGGCACUAAUAAAGGGAAAAAUUAUGUUGAAGAAGAAGAUAGGUUUUUAGUGUGCAUGUUGCAUAAAUUAGGUUUUGAUAAAGAAAAUGUAUAUGAAGAAUUAAGAGCUGCUGUACACGCCGCGCCACAGUUCCGUUUUGAUUGGUUUUUGAAAUCACGUACAGCGGUUGAACUUCAGCGCAGAUGCAAUACACUUAUAACUUUAAUUGAGAGAGAGAAUCAAGAAUUGGAAGAAAAGGAAAGGGCUGAAAAGAAAAAGAAAAGUGGAGGGGUUAAUCAAAAUACACCUGGUGGAAAUAGUACAGGAAAAGGGGCAAAUGCUGGAAAACGUAAAGCUGAUAAUACUCCUGAUACUGCCCAAAAGAAUAAGAAAAAGAAAAAAUGAAAUCCGGUCACCUCCAAAUUAAUAAGGGUCACUAGAUCGGUCACAGCCCGAAAAUAAAAACAUUAAAUUGUUUUCACAAAUGCAAAGAUGUCCAUUUCUUAAAUUUAGAAGGCCUUUCUUGUCUUCUGUUUACCUUGAGUAUUAAUCUUAAUUUAAUUGACUAGUUAACAUUCCCUUUUUAUGGUGUUUAAUAAAUAUGAUGAAGGUAUUGAUUAUGGGUCAGUUAAAUAAAUAAUCUGAUAAAUAAAA
Messenger RNA from Vanessa tameamea, 3530 nucleotides. It is a transcript of the gene Iswi, whose product is annotated as chromatin-remodeling complex ATPase chain Iswi. The transcript is spliced from 17 exons. Gene Ontology annotation, biological process: regulation of transcription by RNA polymerase II; nucleosome organization. The record is from RefSeq and is a predicted model, not a curated record. Bases 195 to 3281 code for a protein of 1028 amino acids. NCBI's taxonomy places the organism in Eukaryota, Metazoa, Arthropoda, Insecta, Lepidoptera, Nymphalidae. Gene Ontology annotation, molecular function: histone binding; nucleosome binding; ATP binding. Gene Ontology annotation, cellular component: chromatin; nucleus.